Durusdinium trenchii is the source of this 2589-nucleotide messenger RNA. NCBI's taxonomy places the organism in Eukaryota, Dinophyceae, Suessiales, Symbiodiniaceae. The record is from the annotation of a GenBank genome assembly.
AGUACCUGGCUCAAAGCCAGGGACUGACGGGAACCCUAACAGUGCCGGUGCCAUACGCAGGCCAAAGAAGGGCGCUGCAAUGGCACAGGACAAUCAAGAGAUGAGCGACAUCGCCAUGCCUGUCAAGCGGGCGCACAAAGUCCUGAGAAGUGUCGCCAUCUCCAACUCCACCCGCAUGGUGGAGAGACAUGCACUCAAGGAGGUGAUUGAAGACACCAACCGCCGAUUCUGGGGCUGUGUGAUGCUACCGAUUACGUUGGCCUUCUUCGCCUUCUAUUCCUUGUCCUCCAUUUUGCACGAGGACGUGCCCUCGAAGCACAUCACCGAGUUUCCUGUGCGGAACGUGCUGAACCCCGUGCUGGGUGAAGAUGAUGAUCCCACUUCGGAGAUGCUAGACGGAUUGACCACUAGCACUGAUGUGUGGAACUACCUCGAGCAGGUCUUUAUCCCCUUCUUCCUGAGGGAUCUCGAUGUUUAUGGGCGCCCUCUUCCCGAGGAGAAGCGAGGGACUUUCCUCCAGUACAACCAGGUGCUGGGCGGGAUCAUCAUGACCCUAGAAAGGGGCUACGUGCAGCCCUGUGAGGACCCGUUAGUGGCGCACCUCACGUGUUUCCCACAAGACAAGAUCAAUUCUGAUCAGUUCGGCGGCAACAUCUCCCAGUUGUUUGAGCCGGGGAAGAACGCCUCCUACUGGUACGGCACGCCUGACUCGCUACUCGAUUGCGCCAAUGAAGGCUUCCAGAUCCCAGAGUUGCAUGGUGCCUGUGGCAACAUCUCCAACACCACCGACAGGCCCAAGCGUUCCAUCAACAUUUGGACCUUGGAUCGACGAUUAGCACCCUUGGGGCAGGAGCUGACUGGAGUGAUGCCUGCCAAGCAAGAUGCCUUCGCAAAGAUCUUGGAGGGAGAGAAGGGCUUCAAGUUCACACUGCGAGCUCGAGAUCCGUUGGAUAAGAAUGUGAAGCGCUUCCAGUACCUGAAGGACCGAGGAUGGAUCGAUGAGCAGGCUCUGUCGUUGGAAGCCAAGGUGGUGGCCUACAACUAUCAGCUGGAUAUCCCGCGCUUGCUGAAAGUGCAGUUCAACUUUUACUUCAGUCGUGGUGGUGGCAUCUACACCACACAGAAGAUUGAGGUGGCGACCUUAAAGACUUGGCCCAGACACAACCGAGCAUUGCUCCUCUUCGUGGAUUGCGUCUUCUUCUUGAUGUGCUUAGCAUCCUCGGCCUUCAUGGCCCGGGAGUUUCAGAAGGAUCUGAAGGCAGGGAAAUGCUUUGGACACUUCAACAUCAUCAACACCAUUACCUGGCUGAGUUGUCUUUUUGGAUGGGCUCACCUUGGAAUGCUCUUUGGUUUGGAAGUCUAUCGAAAAAUGGUCAUGGCCAGCAUCGAGGACUACUUCGAUUUCCCGGACACCUUCAGCACGCUGGAAGUGAUGCGGCUGUCAGACUCCAUGGCGGAGUUCUCGUCCUACCAGAGGAUCUUCAUCUCCUAUGCGCACAUCCUAUUCAUGGCCAGAUGCUUCUUGUCACUGCAGUGGCAGCCACGCUUGGCGAUUAUCACUUCCACCUUGCAGGUCUCAACGGUGGACCUGCUGCACUUCUUGAUUGUGCUCAUCCCCACCUGGUUUGGCUUCGCCUUUGCUGGCAUGAUCAUGUUCGGGCGACGGAUGCAGGCCUUCUCCACUCCCUUGACGGGAUUUGCGAUGUGCCUACAACUGGCCAUGGAGGGUGAAUACGACUGGCAAGGGAUGUCCUCAGAGGACUGGUUUAUCACUUUGCUGUGGGUCUGGAUCUACAUGGUUCUUCUGGUCAUGGUCAUGUUGAACAUGGUCCUCGCCAUCAUCAUGGACGUCUAUGCUGAGGUUCGACGAGAACAGGGCGAGACCAUGUCCAUGUUCGAGCACUGCACAUACCUUUGCAAGAGAGCCUACUACUUCAAGACUUGGGUGCCUGACCGUGAACUGUGGGAACGUGUCAUUGAGAUGCCAGAGACUGUGACGGUGGAUGACAUCUUAGAGGCAUACCCCGACAUGCCGCAAUUCCAGCUGAACUUCCUCUGCAACGGCGCUCGAAACCGCACCAGAGUGAUUCAGCGGAAGGGCAUCGACCCCACCUGGACUGUGCAGAUGGUGGCGGCCAUCCAUAUCAGUCUCGACGAGAUCAUGACGGACCUCAACAAGCUCAAGAAGCGCGGCUGGAUGGGCAAAGGCUUCGAGGUGCCGAAUGACGAGGAUCGGAACUGCAUCAAGGAAAUCUUGGCGGGUGUGGCGGUGCAAGGCAACUGGAUGUUGAACGCACAAAAGCACGUGUCGUGGCUCCAGGAUCAGAUCGGCGUCGACGCCCCGGAGGAGUGGAAACCCUCCGGACCGGUGGAGGUCCCGGCGCCCAAAGCCCGACAAGGUAACGACUGAGACUCCUCGGCCUGCAGGCCGAACGUCACUGACUUGCCAAGCGUUAAUCGCAUCCCAUGAGAGAAGUCAAAAACUAUGAAAAGCUUUUGCAACUGUGAGCUGUCAUAUCGACUGAUUCGAUCAAGAUACUGUUUACAUGGACGGAUCUGGAACUGGUGUGGAGGAAGAUGAGAGUGAGC